AUGGAAUUCCAAAAAGAUUUUCUAACUCUCUCCCUAGCAGGUUACACCGACGAUGGUGGUCAUGAAAAUGGCCCUGUAACAGCUUUGUUACUCGCAACAAGUCCCGUGUUAUCACCACAUACAGCGUCCGGCAGCGGCAGCAGCAACAACAACUCAGAUGACUAUGGUGGUGCUCCUGUUCCUGCUCCUGAAAAAACAGCAAAGGGAACCAUUCCUCCACCUUUUCCAUGGGCCACUAAUCAGAGAGCGAGGAUCCACAGUUUCAGAUACCUGAUGCUAAACAAGAUUAAUAGGAUCAGCGGGACCGUUCAGUGCAAGAGGUGCUUGAACGUGUUCGAGAUGGAGAUUGAUGUGAGGAAGAAAUUAUCUGAGUUGAGGAGAUUCACUGAGGGGCAAAAAGAGGACAUGAAAAAUAGGGCACCCGUUGAGUGGAUGAAGCCAGUGUUGCCAAAAUGUGAGCAUUGUGGCCGAGAAAAUAGUGUGACACCCGUCCUUGCCGGUGUGAAGAAGAAGGCCAUCAAUUGGUUGUUCUUGUUUCUCUCUCAGACGCUGGGCUGUUGCACCAUUAAACAACUAAAGUAUUUUUGCAAGCACACCAAAAAUCAUCGAACUGCUUCAAAAAACCACCUGGUUUAUAUCGCCUAUUCAGGACUCUCCAGACAGUUUGCGUCUGAAUGCUUCGAUUUUUGA
Molecule: messenger RNA, 690 nt
Organism: Vigna angularis (adzuki bean)
Lineage: Eukaryota; Viridiplantae; Streptophyta; Magnoliopsida; Fabales; Fabaceae
Exons: 1
Coding region: 1-690 (229 amino acids)
Source: RefSeq, a predicted model, not a curated record